Molecule: messenger RNA, 7903 nt
Organism: Amphiprion ocellaris (clown anemonefish)
Lineage: Eukaryota; Metazoa; Chordata; Actinopteri; Pomacentridae
Product: poly [ADP-ribose] polymerase tankyrase-2-like
Exons: 30
Coding region: 16-3948 (1310 amino acids)
Cellular component (GO): cytoplasm; nucleus
Molecular function (GO): protein binding; NAD+ poly-ADP-ribosyltransferase activity
Source: RefSeq, a predicted model, not a curated record
GGAGCUUGUGAACUAAUGAAGCGCUCCUCGGUGCUUGUUGUCGGGGAGUCUCUGCCGGACUCUCCAUCUCCUCGCAGUGUCAGAUGCGUGUUUUUCCAUCCGUGCGGAGCUUCUGUGUCUCUGAACGCACCUGGAGCGGAGCAGCAGCGGGAUGGAGGCGCCUGUCCGCCGUGGAGCGGCCGCCAGACAGCCGUGAUCCCCGGACUCAGCCCCGCAGCAGCCUCGGUCCAGGUCCAGGACUCGUCCUCCUUCAUGGCCACUGCAGCAUUCUGGGGUUCCGCCGCCUGCUGUUCAUACCCGAAGCUGUCCAGGAGCGGCAGCCUGAAGCUGGGAAGACGCUGCUCACCUCCGUCCAUGUCGUCCACCCGGAGGUGUUCGGGAGUCUCCGGCCUCAGUGGUGGAGCUGUGUCCCCGGGGCCCGUGGUGGCGGAGGAGGCGGAGCCUCGCGGCGGCGAAGCCAGCCGGGAGCUAUUCGAGGCCUGUCGGAGCGGAGACCUGGAGCGAGUUCGCAAACUGGUGACACCGAAGAAUGUGAACGGCCGAGACACGGCGGGAAGGAAAUCUACUCCGCUGCACUUCGCUGCAGGUUUUGGUCGUAAAGACGUCGUAGAAUUCCUCCUCCAGAACGGAGCCAACGUUCAGGCCCGAGACGACGGAGGCCUCGUGUCCCUCCACAACGCCUGCUCCUUCGGUCACGCCGAGGUGGUGAGUUUGUUGCUUCAUCACGGGGCAGACGCCAACGCCAGAGACAACUGGAACUACACUCCACUCCACGAGGCGGCGAUCAAGGGCAAGAUCGACGUGUGCAUCGUGUUGCUGCAGCACGGUGCCGAGCCAACCAUCAGGAACACUGACGGUCGGACGGCUCUGGAUCUGGCAGAACCUUCGGCCAAAGCCGUCCUGACAGGUGAAUACAGAAAAGAUGAGCUUCUGGAGAGUGCGAGGAGCGGUAACGAGGAGAAGCUGAUGGCUCUGCUGACGCCGCUCAACGUUAACUGUCACGCCAGUGAUGGACGAAAGUCAACACCGUUACACCUGGCAGCUGGUUACAACCGAGUUAAGACUGUUCAACUGCUGUUGCAACACGGAGCCGAUGUUCACGCCAAGGACAAGGGGGACCUGGUUCCUCUUCAUAACGCCUGUUCAUAUGGACACUAUGAAGUCACUGAGCUGCUGGUCAAGCAUGGAGCCUGUGUAAACGCCAUGGAUCUGUGGCAGUUCACUCCUCUGCAUGAAGCUGCUUCCAAGAACCGUGUGGAGGUGUGUUCUCUGCUGCUGAGCUUCGGCGCUGAUCCCUCCUUCCUGAACUGUCACAAUAAAAGCUCGGUGGACCUGGCUCCGACCCCCCAGCUGAAGGAGCGUCUGGCCUAUGAGUUCAGAGGCCACAGUCUGCUGCAGGCAUCCAGGGAGGCCGACCUGCUUCAAGUCAAGAAGCAUCUGAGCCCAGAAACCCUCAGCUUCAAACAUCCUCUCACUCAGGAGACGGCGCUGCAUUGUGCGUCGGCGUCUCCGUACCCAAAGAGGAAACAAGUUUGUGAACUUCUGCUGAAGAAAGGAGCCGACGUCAACCAGAAAACUAAAGACCUGCUGACCCCCCUCCACCUGGCGUCAGAGAAAGCCCACAACGACGUCAUCGAGGUGCUGGUGAAGCACGAAGCCAAGGUGAACGCCGUCGACCACCUGGGCCAGACGCCGCUGCACCGGGCCGCCCAUGCCGGUCACCUGCAGACCUGCCGCCUGCUGCUGACCGCCGGCUGCGACCCCAUGCUCACGUCGCUGCAGGGAUUAUCACCGUCGCAGCUGGGCAACGAGAGCGUGCAGGAGAUGUUGCAAGCAGAAGGAGUCCUGAUCGGGAACUCUGAAGUCGACCGGCAGCUGCUGGAAGCUUCCAAAUCUGGAGAUCUGGAAACAGUGAAGAAGCUGUGUUCACUGCAGAACGUUAACUGUCGGGAUGUUGAGGGUCGACAGUCGACGCCGCUGCAUUUCGCCGCCGGUUACAACCGCCUGGCCGUGGUCCAGUUCUUGCUGCAGCACGGAGCCGACGUCCACGCCAAAGACAAAGGAGGUCUGGUUCCGCUCCAUAACGCCUGUUCAUACGGUCACCAUGAGGUUGCAGAACUGUUGGUUCUUCAUGGUGCCGUCGUCAACGUGGCCGACCUCUGGAAGUUCACGCCUCUCCACGAAGCUGCCGCAAAAGGAAAAUACGACAUCUGUAAACUCCUGCUGCAGCAUGGCGCUGACCCGACCCGGAAGAACCGGGACGGUAACACUCCUCUGGAUCUGGUGAAGGACGCCGACACGGACAUCCAGGACCUGCUGCGAGGCGACGCCGCCCUGCUGGACGCCGCCAAGAAAGGCUGCCUGGCCAGAGUGAAGAAACUCUGCACACGAGACAACGUCAACUGUAGAGACACACAGGGGAGACACUCAACACCACUGCACCUGGCAGCUGGUUACAAUAACUUGGAGGUGGCCGAGUUUCUGCUGCAGCACGGAGCCGAGGUGAACUCUCAGGACAAAGGAGGCCUGAUUCCUCUGCACAACGCUGCCUCCUACGGGCACGUUGACGUGGCAGCGCUACUCAUCAAAUACGACGCCUGCGUCAACGCCACCGAUAAGUGGGCGUUCACGCCGCUGCACGAAGCCGCCCAGAAGGGCCGGACGCAGCUGUGUGCCCUCCUAUUGGCUCACGGCGCCGACCCGUCGCUGCGGAACCAGGAAGGACAGUCGCCAUUGGACCUGGUCACGGCCGAUGAUGUCCGAGCUCUCCUCUCGGCAGCGAUGCCUCCCUCGGCCCUCCCCGGCUGUUUCAAAGCUCAGGUCAUCAGCGUGGCGACGGCGUCCUCUGUAGCUCCGCCCUUCGUCCCACCUCUCCUCUCCUCCUCCUCUUUGUCGUCUUCAUCCUCCUCCUCAGAUCUGGACACUGCAGCUUCCACCAACAGUGACGUCGCUGCUGCUGCAGCUGCAAACUCCUCAUCUUCAUCACCGGCAGUUUCAUCGUCCUCGAUGUUUCCUGAGACGUCGGCCGCCGAGGCAUCACUGAGCUCUGAGAGGAAAGAGGAAGAUUCUGAGCUGAGCAUCUGUCAGAUCCUGAAGAACCUGGGACUGGAGCAUCUCCUGGAGAUCUUCCACAGGGAGCAGAUCACCCUGGAUGUGUUGGUGGAGAUGGGUCAUCGUGAGCUGAAGGAAAUCGGCAUCAACGCUUACGGUCAUCGACACAAAAUCAUCAAAGGAGUCGAGAGACUCAUCAGCGGCCCUCAGAGUGUGAAUCCCUACCUGACCCUGAACACAGCCAACAGUGGGACGAUUCUGAUCGACCUCUCAGCUGAUGAUAAAGAGUUCCAGUCAGUGGAGGAGGAGAUGCAGAGCACGAUCAGAGAGCACCGAGACGGCGGCCACGCUGGAGGAAUCUUCAACAGAUACAACCUGGUCAAGAUCCAGAAGGUCUGCAACAAGAAGCUAUGGGAGAGGUACAGCCACCGCAGGAAGGAGGUUUCAGAGGAAAACCACAACCACUCUAAUGAACGGAUGCUCUUCCACGGUUCUCCGUUCGUCAACGCCAUCAUCCAUAAAGGCUUUGACGAGCGCCACGCCUACAUCGGAGGGAUGUUCGGCGCCGGGAUUUACUUCGCCGAGAACUCGUCAAAGAGUAACCAGUACGUUUACGGGAUCGGAGGAGGGACGGGUUGCCCUCAGCACAAAGACCGGUCCUGCUACAUCUGCCACAGGCACCUGUUGUUCUGCAGGGUGACUCUGGGUAAAUCCUUCCUGCAGUUCAGCGCCAUGAAGAUGGCUCACUCACCGCCGGGUCACCACUCGGUUACCGGCCGGCCGAGUGUCAACGGACUCGCUUUGGCCGAGUACGUCAUCUACAGAGGAGAGCAGGCCUACCCAGAGUACUUGAUCACCUACCAGAUCAUGAAGCCUGAAGCCUCUGCAGACGGAUGAGGAGGAAGAGGAUGAUGAAAAUACAAAGACUUGCUCCACUAACUGCAUGCAAACAGAAAAAAAAACUUUAUUUAUACAAUGUAUAAGACAUGUAGGUUUCUAUCCGAUGCCUGUUUUUUUGCUAUUUUUUUCUAUGGUUUGUUUUAUGCACUUUAUUAACAUGGGUUGUGUCAUGAUGUGACGUGAUGUGACUGUUGAUUUCGUCCUUUUGUCACUACAACGGUGUCGUCCAGUGAUUUCAGGGUAGAAAUGACGAGUCGGUUACAAAACAUCUGGGCCGGACGUUCAGAAGGUGGCGACUAAAUUUCAAACAAAACACUGAAUCUUAGUCCUUAAACUGACACCACUGCAACGAUUUACUGCAUCGGAACAACAGCAAGUGAUCUUUGAAAUGAAGUGGUGUAAAAAUGGCCAAAAAUUAGCUCUGAUGUUGUCUCAACCACUCGUCCUUUCUGAAGAGCUAAUGGUUGCGCUCUCCUGGCAAACUUUUGUUGUCUGGCAACAUCCUAACGAGGUGAAGUGUUGAUUUGAUUUUAUGAAGAUGUUAUGUGUAUAUUUAUUUUUUGUACAAGCAUGUCGGUUUAUUAACAGUUAUAAAGUGAAAAAUAUGUCGUUGUUGGGGUUUGAGGCAGUCUGAAGGCCUGAUUUAUUUGUUUUAUCUGAGAGGCUCCAGCCAGUUCAAUUCCAAUAUAAGCCUCUGUUGAAUCAGUACAAUCACACAAACACUGUUUUACCUCCACAGAGGUGUUUGUUAUCCAUGUUGCACCCAGCCUGGCUCCAGGUCUCUCAAUCUUUAAAACUUCUUCCUCGUUCCAUUGUGUUUUUAAGUCAUUGUAGGCUGCGUUAAUUGAAAUGUUUGCUUGUUAGCUGCAACAUUCGACAAGCUACUAGCAAACAGUAGUAAGAUUAGCUAGCAGUUAUGCUACAUGAAAUGAAGCUUUACCACACUGAAUACAACAUCGGAAGAUUUAUGUUCAGUUUUAUCUAUUUGCCACCUUCAGACAGUGAAAAACAUGUAGCUAGCUGGCUGCUAACAAGCUGCUAGCUGGUGUUUGCAAAAGAAAGCUACAUGGUGUAAUGAUAGUAUGGAAGUGUGGGUAUAGCAUAUUGAUUUCUAGCUUGAUUUGAUUUCGAAAAUAACGUUGUUAGCACCUCCCUACUGAGCAAUGCGGAUAAACUCUGCUACUGUUAGCAAUACCGCUGUCCAACACUGAUCAGCCGGUUCCAAAUGCAACUACAGCCUUUUUUUUAGGUUUAAAUGUCAUAAAUUAAUAUUGUGAUUGAUAUUUGGUUAAAUGUGGCAUUACAACAACAUAUUUAUCCAAACUGCCCACAUUGUGCUGAAAAAAAUCAGUAUUUGAUUUGUGUUUUAAGUUUUUUGUGUAGUUAGCACCAGUAAAAUGAAUCCAGUGUCCGAUUUUCUGUACCAAAGCCAGAAAAAUGACAACUACUAUUUAAAAACAGCUAUAAUGAUGUUUGACUGAACAGUUUUAUAGUUAAAUAUCAGUCUGGCAUGCCACUAAAAGCAGUGUUCCAGAUAGAAAUGAUAAAACAGUUGUUAAUUUGUUCUAAACAGAAGCCCAAACUCCUCUGCAGCUUUGUUAUUCAUUAGCAUUAGCGCUGUGUUAGCAUUAAAUUCUGUUAGCUAGAAGCUGAACAGAGCAGCAACAAAAACUUAUUGUUUUUAGUGAACUUAGAUGAACCCAACAGAUGUGUGGACACCAGACAUGUUUUUUUUCUCAUAUAUUUCAAUAUAUUUAUCCUUUUUAAAAAAAAAAAAAAAACUUAGUGUUUUGGGGCUGCAGCUAGUAGCCUUCUUAGGCAAAUGCUGGUCUCUUGCUGUUUUGGCAAAAUUAGAAGCUUAAUCACACCAGAUAAUAGUCUGAAACAGCUGCUUUAAGCUUGCUCAAUUUAUUUUAGCAUUUUACAAACAUGAUCCAUUAAAAAUAAGCGAUGAGGCUUUGCAGUCAUUUUUCCACCUGAACUUGUGUGGCCUGCUAGCAGCUAACGACUAGCUAGCUAGCUACAUGUUUUUUGUUAGCUAUUAAUUGAACCGAGCAGCAACAAAGGGCCUCUUAAGUGAGCUUAAAUUAAUUUAACAGAUGUGUGGAAACCAGACAUAUGUUUUUUUUGCUCAUAUAUUUCAAUAUUUUUAUCAGUUGUUUUUUUUAUCUCACUGUUUUGGUGCUAUUCCUUGAGGCUAAUGCUGCUCUCGCCGUCUUGGCAAAAUUAGAAGGUUAAUCACACCAGAUAAAUAGUCUGAAACAACUAAUUGCUCAAUUUAUUUUAGCAUUUUAAAAAUGUGAGCCAUUAUAGUUAAGAAUUUUACGUCAAUUUAAAAACAAGCGAUAAGGCUUUGCAGUAAUUUUUUCCUGUUCACUUGUGCGGCCUGCUGACCCUAGCUAACUGCUAGCUAGCUACAUAUUUUUUGUCUGUAGGCAGCAAAACAAUAACAAUGAUUGUCAAAUGUAUUUUCAAAUUAAACAACUAAGAAGAGUAGCUUCUUCUCUCGUAAAACACUUGUCACUCUGGUGUAGCUUAGCUAGCUAUUUCUCUGGGUAUCAAAGCUUUAUUUAAUGCAGAGUAACCGCUAGCUUCGCUCACUGCACUGUUUGCCCAACACUGCUAAAACGAAACAAGUUAUCUAGGAUAAUAGGUAAGAUAACAUGCUAGCUGCUGGCAGAUUUUCACAGUUUUUUUUUACAGAAUUUGUUUUUACAGUUACGGUGUAAAUCUCUGAAAACUGCAGUGUUUGAGAUUUUGUGUGACCAUCUUUCUUUGUUUUAUAUUCAGAGGUCUGGAACCAGGUUAGCUCACACAUUGGUUUCAGUAUAACUCCCCAUUAAGUAGAGCCUUGGUGAAAUCAUUAGCCGCUGCCUGGGACUUAGAAACACUAUUCAACUAUUAAAUUAAUAGCGAUAGCGCCUCGGCCUGCAGCAUGCUAACUGUUCUUUCCUGGGUUUCUUUUUUGUACAUUCACUGUUCCGAUCAGACUGUAAAACAAAACUGAAUGUCAUGUAUGUAAAUUAGCUCUGAUUGUUCUGCUGUCGUGACUACUUCUGUCGUCUGCAACGUGAAGCUCAUCGGCGCUAACGCUAGCUCAGCAGGUUUCAAACUGGGAGGAAACCAGUGACGGGUUUGAUUCCAAAAUGGAACAGCGAAUAUCCCAACUCUGCAGACUGAUUCAUGGAAUAAAAUGGUGCUAUUUUCAGGAUUUUGUGGCAUUUUGGAAACAAGCACCUCGCGCUGCUUAUUUCACAUUUGAAAAAGGAAACACAUUUAACCAUGAAGUGCAUUACAAUUAUACAACAGUAGGGUGUGUGGAGUGAACAACUUUUCCAGCUUGUAAAAAUACAAAAGAAUUUUAAAAUUAAUUAACCCUUUGAUGCAUAGACCACAUCAGGAGAUACCCAUUUUCCAUUGGAUUUGGGUUACUUUUGACCCAGGUUAUGCAUCAAAGGGUUAACAUGGAAAAAGAAAUAGGUCACAUGAAAGUCUAAGAGCAAUUGGUAGUUCAUAAUGUUGACUAAUUGAUGUCUGUUGCACUUAUUUCAUAUAAAUGCCUCAAAUGAAACUAAUUUUCCCAUCAUUGAUGAUUCUGCACAGCUGAAACUGGUGGUUUAUAUUAAUAUGCAGUGAUGAGACUCAACAGUAUUUUAAGAACUAGCACUUUUAAGAGUCACAUAUUUGAAGUUAAUUAUUGAGCUGCAUUUAUUAUACAGACUUUAGAUUUGGCUGCUGGUGAAGUUCAGCUGUGCACAAUAAAUGGUGGUGAAACUAACUGCACUGUUAAAUUUGAUGGUUUAGAAGUUGAAAGAAGUGAACUUGAUUAGUUCAGAUGUGUGAAAUCACUUCUCUUCAUUGGCUGGUUUUCUGUCGGUGUCGAGUCUUUCGUCGGCACCUGGUUGGACUUUUCUUCUGUACAGCGGCAGAAAGAAUAAAUGACUUAAUGAUU